AUGUAAUAAAAUAAAGAGUUUUAUGAUGAAUCUAGUUGCUUUUUGUUUGUUUCUAUUUUGGAUUAAUCUUUUGGAAUUAUUAAAAGAGCUAAUAAUUCCUUUGUGAAAGCUCUUGGAUUCUCGAAUAAAUAAUAAAUAUAAGGCAAGUCUAUAUUUCAAUUAUUAUCUAUAAGUAAUAUUAAUAUUAAUCAAUUAUAAUCUUGCGUAAUAAAUGAGUUGAUAUCUCCCAUUUACAACCAAAUUUAAAACUUACCUCUUUUUUUAGCAAAACACGAACUAGGAUAUUGUGUACCAUUUUAGUUAAAAAUUUAAAGCUAAAUUGUUGAAAAUUAAGAUUUUGGUUUAACAAUAUGGGCUAAAGAGAUAAACGAAGAGCAUAUUUACUUGGUUUUAAAUCAUCUAAACCCAAAUUAAAUUAAGUUAGCCAAUAAAUUAUUUUGUAAGUAAUUUUUGUAUUCAAAUUUUGAUGCAUAAUAAAUAAGAAACAUCAAAACAGAGAAUUUGAUUCCAAUCAUUCACUAUUUAAUUUAAUAUACAGAAAAAAAUAAAGAGUAGCAACUCUAAACAGUUUUUAUUCAACCAGAUAAAGACUUAUGUCAAGAAAAUCUUCUUUUAACUGAUAUAAAUUUCUUGAAUAAAUUAAUACAUGCUGACAUAUGUAGCGCAACUGUGUCCCUUUCAUUCUAAAAAGAUUUCAAAUAAUUAGAACCUGAUAUUUACUUGUCUAUCUAAAACAUUCAGCCAGUGAUGAGUUUCAAAGAUAAAAAUAAUUUAAUAUUAUUCUACUAAUAACAAAUAAAAGAAAUAUGCAAUAUUAAUUUAGACUUUGAGCAUUAAGAAAUAAAUAAAAAUGAUUCAACUAAUAACUAGUUAAAUCAUUAGUUUUAUCAAGAUAAUUUAAUAUUAAAUUAAAGCUUAGUUUAAUUUGAGAACAAUUUGGACACAUUAUAUGAAGAGCCAUCUUCAACUCAUAGUAUAAAUUCUAAUUAGAAUUCCAUAAACAAGCCAGCAGGAGAUUUUUAAAAAAAUAAGAGAAAAAAUGAAAAGCUAAAGUAAAAAAAAUAUAUUAAAGAAACAAAUAUAUCUCCAAUAUAAAAUUAAGAAUCGAUUCUAUUAAUGACUCCAGAAAGCAAGUAGACUUAGUAGUUAAAUUUGCUUAUGGAAAAUUCAAUUGAUUUAAAUUAAAUAAUUCAUAGUGAAUAAAAAAUUUAUAAAGAAGAUUUAGUUUAAAAUUGCAUCAGCUUAGUUUCACCUAGUAGAAAUUAUUAUAGCAACCAAACAAGCUCACCUUUGAACUAAUUUAAGAAAUAUAGCUAUUAUAAUGAUAAUUAUGAGAUCAAUUAAUUCAAAAAAUUAAAUUAAAUACAAAAUUUUAACUAAAACCACUUUAAUAAUGAAUUUAUGAAAGAGACAAAUGAUAUUGCUCCACUUUCUAGUAAGCGCGGAUUUAUUAAACCUAAUUAAGAAUCAAGCUAAAUUUAAAUAUAAAAAUCAUUCAAAAAAAAAAAUAAUCAUAAAGAAAUUAAAGAUAAAAAGUUUUUAGCUAAACAAGGAAAUAAUCUUUAAUAAAAUAUAGACAUUCAAUCAAUAUCUUCUUCAUCGAAAAGCUUUUUAAUAAGGCAAGUAUUUGAAAAUAUUAACAAAAGAAAGUAAAUGAGAUAUCUUAAAAUAAUAAAUAUUUUAGGAAUAUCAUCAAUUUUAGUUACUCUGGCUUUGACUUUAUCAGGGUUUUUUACCUUUUUCACAAGCUUAGCUUCUCAGAGAGAAAACUUCAAAUAUAUUAAUUGGAUUUAUUUGAUCAACGUUUAGAUUAGUUAUUCGCUUUCUGAGCACAAUAUUUUUCUAUUAAAUGAAUAUGGUUUCUAUUAAACACCUCCUUCUCAAAACUAGCUGUUCAAUGAUCUUCUCACUUAGUAAUAAAAUUCAAGGAUCAAGCUCAGUAAAGACUAUAUGAAUUUGCUUUACAAUAAUACUCAGAGUGAUAUUUAAGUUUUCAAAAUUAUUUAAAAUAUCUAAAUUACGCAAAAUAUAUAUCAAAGUAAUAACACAUACCAACAGAAAAAUGUUUCAAUGAUAUACUCUAUCCUCUUAUAAAUAUUUGGUAUCUACUAUUUCGUUUCCAAUUAAGAUCCUGAUGGUAUUAUCAAAAGAUAAAAUGAGAUUAAUUACCCUGCAUUAAACGAGCAAGUUUAGUCUGUUUUCUCUUAGAUCAAUGAGUAAUAUUUAAGUUAGCUUUAAAACAUUCAAAAUGAAAGCCUUAUUUAGUUAUGUGUAAUAACUUUUAUGACUUUUAUUUUUUUAAUCAGUAUCAUUCCAAGUUAUAUUUUUGCAAAAAGAAAAUUAGAAAAAAUUCUAGAACUAUUUGCGACUUUUGAAAGGUAAUAAUUGCAAGAAAUUCUUGAUCAGAUAGCUAACCAAUUAUAACUUUAUUAAGUUGACAGCAAAUUCCAUUUUACAAAUUUAGAUUCCUAUGAUUUGAAUAAUAAAAAAUAAAAUCAACAUGUCAUUUCAGAAAAAAAGCUAAAUAUAAGUUAAACUUCCUCUUUAGAAUACUCUUUAAAAAAUUUGCUAAUAGGAUUAGUGGUUAUAUUUUGCCUAUCUAUAAUAUACCCUAUAUUUUAUUAUUUGAAUGUGAGACUUUUCAUUGAUAGCUCAACUACAAUCAACAAUUUUAAUAACGCUGUUUGUAUUUCUUAUUUUACAGUUUUAAAUUCUUUAAGAGCAAGAUAGGGUCUUGCUAUGGCGUUUUUAAUGCCACAUUAGCAACCAAUUUCUGUUUAAACUUAUUAAGAUAUUCUUAAUUAGCUUACGAUUCAGAUAGAUGAACUACCCAAUUAAAUACAAAAGAAUCUAGAAAGUAUUAACUCAACUAAUUUACACAAUUAAGCCAUAUUUAACGAUUUCUUGUUACAUCUAUUUACAUUAAAUGCUUGUAAUAGUAUUUAAAAAUAUAAUUAAUAUUAAAAUGGAGAUUUUUCUUUAGAAGAAUGCAACACUGUAGGUAAAGGCUCUCUUUAAUCUGGUCUUCUAAAUGGAUUAAUGUUCUUUUUUAGCAUUUAUAAAGACUUUUUAUCUUUUGCAUAUAGUUCAAGCAGAGAAAUUUUUUAACAAAAUUUUAUGAGCUAUAACGAAAACUUUCCUGCGUACAAGCAGUUUUAAUUUAAAAUAGAAUUAUCAAAAGAAUUUGAGUAUUUGUUAAACUUUUUUUAAGAUUAAAAUCUGUAACUUUAUAAUAAUAAUGAGAGCCUGAGUAUAAUUUUAGUAGUUGUUCAAGUGUGCUUUGUAGCAAUUAUAUUUACAGUAAGCUGGUCUUAUUACUUUAAAAGUAUAAAUAAACGAAUUUUCUCAACGAAAUAACUACUGAAUAUAUUUCCAUAGCAAUAUAUUAUUUAAAAUGCAUAUAUCUUAUCAUUUUUAAGUAAGCAUGAUUGA
Molecule: messenger RNA, 3432 nt
Organism: Tetrahymena thermophila SB210
Lineage: Eukaryota; Ciliophora; Oligohymenophorea; Hymenostomatida; Tetrahymenidae
Product: transmembrane protein, putative
Exons: 3
Source: RefSeq, a predicted model, not a curated record